UUUGAUUUAUUGACGGUCUCUUCUUUACAAUUAUGGUUAAUCCAAGUGCUGGUGCCUUUUCUAGUUUUCCUGAGUUGCCACCCAAGACGCCGUUUGCGAACCACAACCCCACGUACGCCUCCCACAAGGAUAAACAACUUGUUAUCAAUAACCUUAUAAAGAUUAUCGAGAAAGAGUAUCAGAAGGGAAAUCAGAGUGUUAGUAAAGACAAAAUAGAGUUUUUAUUGGAAUACAAGAAACAACAGAAGAAAGAAGAAGAACAGAAACAAACACCCCGCCAGGAAAAACCCAAGCCAGCGUUACCGGCACCACUUUACCCUCCAAUUUUCAAUAAGCUUGAUAUUAAGAACUUGGCCAACCAGAAGGCAAGCAGUAGUUCCAAGCACAGUCCAAACCAGUCUCACCAGCAGCUGCAGAAUAAAAAACCAAGCCCCAAGCCGUUGUCUUUUAAAAAAAUUGAACAUAUAGUCAUAUCCUUACUCGAGAGCUUAGCUAAUAUCCUUGAUAAUCUACAUUUAUUUUCGAAAUUGCCCAUGUUCCCACAAAAAUUAAUCAGCUUGUUGAAGCAAACCAACAAAUUAUGGGUUGUUAUACUUGUAUUCUUGAUUAGAAAGACCAUUUCACAAUUACUCAAUGUGAUAAGGAAAGAAAACAAGAUCAAGGUUGAGUUAAACAUAUUGAAAUCAAAUAAGAACUCUAAAUUAUUGGAAGAGGAACCCACCAACACUGGUGUUGGGAGAAGCGGAAUUCUCAGAAAAUACGAGAAAAUCUUGAAAGAUUUAAAGUUUGAUAAAGUGAUGUUAAUAAUUGAAUUAAUUGGUAACUUUUUGGAUAUAUCAUUUAAUUUGAUUGAACUCUACGAGUGGGCCUUACCAAGCUGGUUCAUGAAUACGUUGAACAUGGCCAGUAUGGCAAUGACCAUUUACAGAAUGAAUAAAGAUGACGAAUACGUUGAUGAUGAUAUCUCUGAAGAUUUAAUAUAAUAUAAUAUAUAUACACUUAUGAUAUUAG
Messenger RNA from Hyphopichia burtonii NRRL Y-1933, 1011 nucleotides. RefSeq lists its product as uncharacterized. Bases 33 to 983 code for a protein of 316 amino acids. The transcript has a single exon. NCBI's taxonomy places the organism in Eukaryota, Fungi, Ascomycota, Pichiomycetes, Serinales, Debaryomycetaceae. The record is from RefSeq and is a predicted model, not a curated record.